Molecule: messenger RNA, 1605 nt
Organism: Pipistrellus nathusii (Nathusius's pipistrelle)
Lineage: Eukaryota; Metazoa; Chordata; Mammalia; Chiroptera; Vespertilionidae
Source: the annotation of a GenBank genome assembly
AUGGCUCCCACCAUCCAGACCCAGGCACAGCGGGAAGAUGGCCACAGGCCCAAUUCCCACCGGACUCUGCCUGAGAGAUCUGGAGUGGUCUGCCGAGUCAAGUACUGCAAUAGCCUCCCUGACAUCCCCUUCGACCCCAAGUUUAUUACCUACCCUUUCGACCAGAACAGGUUCGUUCAGUACAAAGCAACUUCCUUGGAAAAACAGCACAAACAUGACCUCCUGACUGAGCCAGACCUGGGGGUCACCAUCGAUCUCAUCAACCCUGACACCUACCGCAUUGACCCCAAUGUACUCUUAGAUCCAGCUGAUGAGAAGCUUCUGGAAGAGGAGAUUCAGGCCCCCACUAGCUCCAAGAGGUCUCAGCAGCAUGCAAAGGUGGUGCCAUGGAUGCGGAAGACAGAGUAUAUCUCCACCGAGUUCAACCGUUAUGGCGUCUCCAACGAGAAGCCUGAGGUCAAGAUUGGGGUUUCUGUAAAACAGCAGUUCACUGAGGAAGAAAUUUACAAAGAUAGGGAUAGCCAGAUAACAGCCAUUGAGAAGACUUUUGAGGAUGCCCAGAAGUCGAUCUCCCAGCAUUACAGCAAGCCCCGAGUGACACCGGUGGAGGUCAUGCCCGUCUUCCCAGACUUUAAGAUGUGGAUUAAUCCAUGCGCUCAGGUAAUCUUUGACUCUGACCCAGCCCCCAAGGACACGAGUGGUGCAGCUGCAUUGGAGAUGAUGUCUCAAGCCAUGAUCAGGGGCAUGAUGGAUGAGGAAGGGAACCAGUUUGUGGCCUACUUCCUGCCUGUGGAAGAGACAUUGAAGAAACGAAAGCGGGACCAGGAGGAGGAGAUGGAUUAUGCACCGGAUGAUGUAUAUGACUACAAGAUUGCUCGGGAAUAUAACUGGAAUGUGAAGAACAAAGCUAGCAAGGGUUAUGAGGAAAACUACUUCUUCAUCUUCCGAGAGGGUGAUGGAGUGUACUACAAUGAGUUGGAGACCAGGGUCCGCCUCAGCAAGCGCAGGGCCAAGGCUGGGGUUCAGUCGGGUACCAAUGCCCUGCUUGUGGUCAAACACCGGGACAUGAAUGAGAAGGAAUUAGAAGCCCAGGAGGCACGGAAGGCCCAGCUGGAGAACCAUGAACCUGAGGAAGAGGAGGAAGAGGAAAUGGAGACGGAAGAGAAAGAAGCUGGGGGCUCAGAUGAGGAGCAAGAGAAGGACAGCAGCAGUGAGAAAGAAGGCAGUGAGGAUGAACGCUCAGGCAGUGAGAGUGAGCGGGAAGAGGGUGACAGGGAUGAAGCAAGUGACAAGAGUGGUAGCGGCGAGGAGAGCAGUGAGGAUGAGGCCCGAGCGGCCCGGGACCAAGAGGAGAUCUUCGGCAGUGAUGCGGAUUCAGAGGACGCAGACUCUGAUGAUGAGGACGGAGGACGGGCCCGUGGCAGCGACAAUGAUUCAGAGAGUGGCAGCGAUGGAGGUGACCAGCGGAGCCCCAGUCCCAGCCGCAGCCGCAGCCCCAGCGGCAGCGCCAGUCCCUUCCCCAGUGGCAGCGAGCACUCAGCCCAGGAGGAUGGCAGUGAAGCCCCAGCUUCUGAUUCCAGCGAAGCAGACAGUGACAGUGACUGA